GGAGGAAGUGACGCGCUCGGGGCGGGUGGCCAUCCGGACGCAGAGAAACAUGUCGGCUGUGUGCAGGCUAGUGCCUGUCAUUCGCGCUGGAGGGUCUCUCUUAAGAGGUGGCCGCGUGCGGGCGGCUGGAGGCAGCGGCGUCCGUUACGCUGGCGGCGACGUACACAUCGAGCCCCGGUACAGACAGUUUCCCCAGCUGACCAAAGGCCAGGUGAUCAGGGCGGAGCUGUUCAGCGCAACCAUGUGGUUCUGGAUUCUCUGGCGUUUUUGGCAUGACUCCGAUGCUGUGUUGGGUCACUUUCCAUAUCCAGACCCUUCCCAGUGGACAGAUGAAGAAUUAGGGAUCCUUCCUGAUGAUGAAGACUGAAUAUGUGGACUCAGUUCCUCAUAGGAGCCAGCUGAGAGUUCCAAACAAUUGCGGACUUCAUAUUGCACAUUAAACUUAAAGUGGUUUGAUCACAAACAAGGA
Ochotona princeps (American pika) is the source of this 469-nucleotide messenger RNA. RefSeq names its product NADH:ubiquinone oxidoreductase subunit B2 (gene NDUFB2). The record is from RefSeq and is a predicted model, not a curated record. Bases 50 to 367 code for a protein of 105 amino acids. NCBI's taxonomy places the organism in Eukaryota, Metazoa, Chordata, Mammalia, Lagomorpha, Ochotonidae. Gene Ontology annotation, cellular component: mitochondrial inner membrane. The transcript has 4 exons.